ACUAAAUUAAAUAACAUUCAAUUUCAUUAUUUUCUAUUCGACAAAGUUUAACGAACCUCUGUAUUGAUCUCAUCAAAAGAAGUGAAAUGAAAAUGAAAUCGAAGUGAAACAUUGAUUGUGUUGUGUUUGGCGUGUAGAUAAGAAAGGUGAAGAAGAAGCAGUUAUGAAGAAGAUAAUAUCAUCAAUAUUAUUGGCUAUAUGGCUCUCAACCUCUCAUGCUAUAUGGCUCUCCUUACCCGCUUCAGGUACCAAAUGUCUUUCCGAACAAAUCCAUACUAACGUCGUCGUUUUGGCAGACUAUGUUGUCCUCUCUACUCCGCUUGAUCCAUCCAACAAUCCCCCCUCCAUUUCCCUCAAGGUGACAUCACCAUAUGGAAACAAUCUUUAUCAUAAGGAUAAUACUACAAAUGGUAAUUUCGCCUUUACAACUCAAGAGAGUGGGAACUACAUUGCAUGCUUUUGGGUGGAUCACAAUCAUGGAGGUGGAGAAGUCAAUGUGAACCUUGAUUGGAAAAUUGGAGUUGCAGCCAAGGAUUGGGAUUCAGUUGCUAGAAAAGAGAAGAUUGAGGGAGUAGAGCUUGAGUUGAGAAAGCUAGAAGGCUCGGUGGAGGCUAUCCAUGAGAAUUUGAUCUUUUUGAAGGGCAGGGAAGCAGAGAUGAGGAUAGUGAGUGAAACAACAAAUUCAAGAGUGGCAUGGCUUAGUAUGAUGUCUUUGGGUAUCUGCAUUGCAGUUUCAGCUUUGCAGUUGUGGCAUUUGAAAAGAUACUUCCAGAAGAAGAAGCUUAUUUAGAUGCUGCUAGUGUUAGUUCCAUUUUAAAGAUGGAAGUUUAUUACUUGAACAUUUUUGGGACCUUUACUUUAUUCAUAAGUAGCCAAAUAUAUUUAUACACUUGCAUUUGAUGA
Molecule: messenger RNA, 903 nt
Organism: Cicer arietinum (chickpea)
Lineage: Eukaryota; Viridiplantae; Streptophyta; Magnoliopsida; Fabales; Fabaceae
Product: transmembrane emp24 domain-containing protein p24delta3-like
Source: RefSeq, a predicted model, not a curated record